Molecule: messenger RNA, 2429 nt
Organism: Phascolarctos cinereus (koala)
Lineage: Eukaryota; Metazoa; Chordata; Mammalia; Diprotodontia; Phascolarctidae
Product: protein nucleotidyltransferase YdiU-like
Source: RefSeq, a predicted model, not a curated record
AUGAUCCCGCUCUCCAGUCCGGCGGGCCGCUCCGCCCCAGCCCCCCUCCCCACCGCGGGGACCCGGAGCCGGAAACCUGGCACAAGAAGCGCUUCCGCCCACACUGCCCCUCUUAGGAGGGGGCGGUGGCCUGAACGCGCACUCCGCCCCUCGCACCGCCCUGCCCCGCCCCGCGCCUCUGGGCGCUCCAGCCCCCGGCCGCCCGCGGUCCUCUCUUCCCCCGGAUGGUGCCCUUUCCACGCGUUGAGGCCCGAGGUGUGCGCGCCGGGCAGGCCCGGGUGGGCCCAUGGAGAGGGGAGCCGGGAGCUCGAGGCUGCGGCGGCGGGGCGCGCGCUGCUGGCCGUGCUCCUCUGCUGCAGAGCCGCCUGCGGUUUCCUGGAAGAGCUCCCGGCCCUGGGACGGAGGGCCGGCUUCGAGCAUCUCCCCGUCAAUGAGUCCGGCCCGGGCUUUUGCGAACGGAAAACCGGACUGGGCCGCUCGCUUGAUUCUUGGAGCCUGUCUUCAGAAAGCCUCGUAGGUAUGUUGCCAGUUGAUCCAGUUUAUGAAAAUUAUGUUCGCAAAGUGAGAAACUGUAUUUUUUCUGUUGUUUACCCUAUUCCUUUCAAAUCAAGGAUUUGUCUUGUAGCAGUUUCAAAGGAUGUUCUGGAAGAUAUUUUGGACCUUGAUCUUUCUGUUUCAAAAACUAAUAAUUUUAUUCAACUUGUAAGUGGUGAAAAGAUAGUAUCUGGCUCUAUUCCAUUGGCCCAUAGAUAUGGAGGCCAUCAGUUUGGAACCUGGGCAGAUCAGCUUGGGGAUGGAAGAGCUCACCUUAUUGGGAUAUACACAAACAGGUAUGGUGAAAAGUGGGAACUCCAGUUAAAAGGUUCCAGAAAGACUCCAUACUCACGAAAUGGUGAUGGAAGAGCUGUGCUGCGUUCCUCAGUGAGAGAAUUUUUGGCUAGUGAGGCUUUGCACUACCUCGGCAUCCCAACGAGCAGAGCUUUAAGCCUGGUUGUAAGUGAUGAUGAUGUGUGGAGAGAUAAUUUCUACAAUGGAAAUAUUCAGAAAGAAAGAGGUGCAGUAGUUCUACGCAUUGCAAAAUCAUGGUUCCGCAUUGGAUCAUUAGAAAUUUUGGCUCAUUAUGGUGAACUGGAUUUACUCAGGAAAUUAUUAAACUUUGUCAUACAGGAACAUUUUCCAUCAGUAGACAUGAAGGAUCCCAACAGAUACUUGGAUUUUUUCUCUAAUGUAGUAUCUGGGACAGCACAUCUUAUUGCUUCAUGGAUGUCUGUGGGUUUUGCUCAUGGUGUUUGCAAUACUGACAACUUCAGUUUGUUAUCUAUAACAAUAGAUUAUGGUCCUUUUGGUUUUAUGGAGGCCUAUGAUCCAAAUUUUGUACCAAAUACAUCUGAUGACAAAAGGAGAUAUAAAAUAGGAAACCAGGCCAAUGCUGGGAUGUUUAAUCUGAACAAGCUGUUACAGGUUUUAAACCCCUUAUUGGAUCCUAGUCAAAAGCAACUUGCUACUCAGAUUCUUGUGGGAUAUUCUAUUCUGUAUUACACAAGAUUUAAAGAACUUUUCAAAGCCAAAUUGGGUCUCGUUGGUGAAAAGGAGGGUGAUGAUUAUUUGGUUGCAUUUCUACUACAUCUCAUGGAAGAGACAAAAGCUGACUUUACAGUGACAUUUCGGGAGCUCAGUGAGAUAACUCAGUCCCAGCUAAAGGACUUCAACAUUCCUCAGGAAUUUUGGGCACUAAAAACACUUUCAAGGCAAGAACUAUUUUCUGACUGGGUGACCCUGUACCUUUUGAGACUAAAGAGUAACAUGAAUGACUCAGAUUCCAGAAGAAGAAAAAGAAUGACAAGUGUCAAUCCUAGAUAUGUGCUGAAGAAUUGGAUGGCAGAAUCUGCUGUGCAAAAAGCAGAAAUGAAUGAUUUUUCAGAGGUUCAUCUUUUACAGCAAGUUCUUCAGCGUCCAUUCCAGAAGCAGUCAGCAGCAGAGAAAGCAGGAUAUUCUUCACCUACCCCUUUAUGGGCAAAAGGUCUCAAAGUUAGCUGUUCAUCCUGAUGAAAGUUGGUCUUAAUUAGGAGUACUUUUUAAACAUUGGACUUUUAAUGUAAUAUAAUCUGAGAAAUUGUUAAUAAUAAAUUGCAUAUUGAAGAAUCAGAUUUUUAUAAUAAUGAAAUAUAAAUUAUUACAUAUGAGAAAUAAACAUUUAUUUAGCUAAAAAAGCUUAAUCCUGAACUCUUCUUACUGAAAAUUGUUCAGAUCUCUGUUUUAAUCAAUAAUUUGGAAAGACUAGUUUCCUUUUGGUAAAUCACUUUUAAUUGCUUUUAAUAAUGAAGAAAUUUAAAAAUGAUCCUUCCUUCAGUCAAUUAGCAUGGUUUUCUAGACACUUGUGCUAAAUCCUCAUAGGGGAAUGCAAAGAAUAGUAAAAAAUGACAAAAACA